Molecule: messenger RNA, 2887 nt
Organism: Trematomus bernacchii (emerald rockcod)
Lineage: Eukaryota; Metazoa; Chordata; Actinopteri; Perciformes; Nototheniidae
Gene: ubl3a
Product: ubiquitin-like 3a
Exons: 5
Coding region: 610-963 (117 amino acids)
Molecular function (GO): protein binding
Source: RefSeq, a predicted model, not a curated record
GUUAGUGUUCAGGAUGACAGCUGAACGGGUCGUAAAGGUAGAGCAACGCAGUCUCUACCAUUAACAACAAUCAUCACAAACUCGAGUUUAACAGAGAGGACAGACACAUUUCACGGUGUGACACAUUUUUAUACCACCGGCGGAACUGUUUGAGUGUACCGGAGGACGGUAAUUGUUAACCUUGCGGAUAUUUGUAGUUCUUUUUCAGGAAGAGAGAGAAAGAUCCGUGUCCGGAUGUGCCAGCAGUAUUGGGUUUUUCGCAUGGCGUAGGCACCUUUUCUAAAGCAGGACAUUCUUCAUGUUUGGAGGGUCGCAGGAGGCCCUCGGGUCGAGAGUUUAUCCCGCUUUUAACAUUAACUACACCUCUGAAAUAACCAACUUGUGAGGAAAUGAUCAACGAGAUGAUUGUGCAAUAAGAGAAAGAAGCGUCGUAACACGUCUUGCCUCAGUGUUGUCACUGUGGAGAGAGCAAUUCACCGGAAUACAUUGUUUUUUUGUUUCCUGGUCGAAACCCCAACAACAAACGUUUCUUUGAGCUCUAACAAGGGAGAGAAAAAAGAGAGGGGAUAUUGUGUGUGAAGCCCUCCAAGGACCGGGAAAACCUUCACGAUGACGAGCAGCACCCCAGCGGACAUGAUAAACCUGCGGCUCAUUUUAGUCAGCGGGAAGACGAAAGAGUUCCUCUUCUCUCCCAACGACUCAGCAGCAGACAUUGCCAAACACGUGUAUGACAACUGGCCGAUGGACUGGGAGGAAGAGCAGGUCAGCAGUCCUAACAUCCUGAGGCUGAUCUACCAGGGCCGCUUUCUCCACGGCAACGUAACACUAGGAGCUCUCAAACUGCCCUUGGGGAAGACCACAGUGAUGCAUUUAGUUGCCAGAGAGACUUUGCCUGAGCCAAAUUCCCAAGGUCAGAGGAAUAGAGAGAAGACCGGGGAGAGUAACUGCUGUGUCAUUCUGUAAAUACACACCACUGCCGCCGGCCCUCCAUCCUUCUCAUCCGAUCUCUCCCUCAACAUCCUGGACCUAAUGAGUGUGUCCCCUGUCCUGGAGCCUGUCCACAGUGCGGAUAUGCGUACAGACAAACACGCGCACACCCUUCUCUAUUUCUUUUGAUCCCCUUCUCUCUCUCUCACACACACACACACACACACACACACACACACACACAUACACAUACACAUACACAUACACAUACACAUACACAUACACAUACACAUACACAUAUAUAUAUAUAGAAAGACAGCAGGCUCUGGCUGAUUCAGGACACAGAGUUGAGAGCAGGAAAUUGAUUAACAAUAGAGUUGAUUCCUUUGUUGUACUUGAUUUGUUGUCAUAACUGAAAAUGUGUGGAAGGAACUGGAUUUGCAUGUGUUUUUUUCCCUUUUUCUUUUCUUAAUGCACACCUUUUUAAGCCUUCUGCAACACACUUGUACACACGCAUACAAGCAACAGACACACACACUUUGUCUAGCCCCCCUUGGCCGGUGUGUCAAAAGUCCUUUACUAACUGGCUCCUCAUUCCAGCUGGUUGUCAUAGUAAUGUGUGUGGCAUUGUUUUCUCAUACAGACCACUGAGAAUUUUAACCACUGACAACUCGCCAACACACCAACACAUGUAUACACACAAACACACAUACACACACACACGCACACACACACACACACACACACACACACACACACACACACACACACACACACACACACACACACUAUGACAUCCUGUAUACACAUCCUACCAUAUGUGCUUGUGUGAUCUCCCUCGGUGCAGCAGACUUAGACGUGCCUGAUCAGAAAACUCAAACCAGGACACACAAACACACAUAUAUAGACACACCGGUGUCCUUUUUACUGCCCUCAUCUGCCCUUAAAGGUCACAAGAGAGAAAUUAUUCCUUUUUGUCUGCAGGGCGCUGUAGAGACCGAUGCAUCCUACUCUUUCACUCGUCAUAUUCUUAGCCAAACAAAGCCUAACAAACAGACAAAUAGACAAACAACCAUUGUUGGUGGUGUUGUUUUGGUUAUUUGUUUGUCCAUGACAUUUGUGACUGUGUUUUGACAGUCCAUGCAUAUUACUGACCGCCCAGUGUUGUAAAAAAAUGAAACGUCAUGUCAGUUACCUUCCCUCCCUGAUGCACCAUCCCCUCUCUCUGUGAGGAAAGGCUCAUUGUGCUUCUUUUCUAACAGUGUUGUGAAGGAUCUCUACGACAAAUUGCUCUUGAGCAGGGAAAUGAGCUCGGAAUGAAAUUGUUCCUUAUUCGUCUUAAUUCGCUUCUUACUCUUUCCUUGAUUCUCUCUCUCUGCAUUAAUACAGUAAGUCCAUUUUGCACAACGGAAGCAUGUGCUCCUUCAUCAGAUUAAUUCAAAUGUAUAAAAAGUUUUAUUGUUUUAUUUUAUAUUUUUCCAAUGGAAGUAAUGUUCCAAACUAAGGUAACGUGUAGAUUAUAUUUAAUAUGAAUCUUAUAUAGAACAUGAUGACUUUAGAUCUUGUUGAUAUACAGUAUAUUGGUGUUUAGUCCAUGAUUGUGUAUAUGGUUAGCUUCUAGCCAGUUCACUGUCACUCGCUGACAAUGUCUUGUGCUUAACAGCAACACCUCCCUAAUCAUCGACGGACUGUAUUUUUAUUUUCUCUUUUAUUAUUUUUUCAUUUGUUUAUAAUUUAAUGUAAUCCUUUUUUUCUUUGUGAGUUUUUUUGCUUUAAAGAAUCGCUUUGUAACAGCACUAGGUCUUAAAAAAAAAUGUAUUGUUUAUAUUGAUCAGGGUUCAAAUCUGUACAGAGAUAAAAGUUUUCAAACCAAUUGUAAAUAGCACUAAUGCUCCUUCUCCCCCAUUCAAACUUCAAAAUGGAAUACAUCUGUAAACAAAAUAAAGGUUAUUGAAGUGCA